Molecule: messenger RNA, 666 nt
Organism: Arachis ipaensis
Lineage: Eukaryota; Viridiplantae; Streptophyta; Magnoliopsida; Fabales; Fabaceae
Source: RefSeq, a predicted model, not a curated record
AUGCACGUUCAGUUCUUUCACAAUACAGUUCUAACUUGCAUAAGCAAUGAAUCUGACAGUCCACUCACUAAGCAACGCAAUGAAUUCUUACCUUCGGUGAUGAAGACAGCAACUCAGACAACAAUAGAGGGUUCUCCCUCUUGGACAGCCACUGUACACCGCAACCGUCUCAGCCUGGGGUUACAAAGGGCGAAGGUGUUCCUUUGGCAGUUGGCUCAUAAUGCUGUCUUAACAGCUUCCAGAACUGUGGGAUGGGGUAGAGAGAACAAUCCCAACUGCAUGAGUUGUGAUAAUGAUAUUGAGACUCCCUUUCAUGUUAUUCGAGAUUGUCCCAUGUCAUCGCCAGUGUGGAAUUGCCGAGUGAAACUGCAAAAUAUUGGCAUGUUUUAUAAUCUUGAUUUGAAAGAGUGGAUUAUUGCUAAUAUGACUGUGGACAUGGGGUCUGAUGAUGAUAUGGAAUGGAAGGAUAUUUUUGUCAUAGCAGUUUGGCUUAUAUGGAAAUUUAGGAAUGAAUAUAUACAUUCUAAUAUAAAUACCUCCUUAAGAAUCAAAGAGAUGAAAAUAAAGAACUUAGCAAGAGAAAUUAGGGAUGCCAGAAGAAGAAUAGAGAAUAAUCAGCAUGAAGAGUCUCUGACAGUAUCUUGGCAACCAACCCAAAAGGAUUGA